GGUAAAAGAAAUCUCGCGUUUGCUGAGCUAACGUUAACAUCAGUUGCCUCGGCUCUGACAGAUAACCUCAAGCCACCUGAAACACGCACAGCGAAUUACCAUAAGUCUGCUAAACUGGGGGAAAUGCCCUUCGGAAGAUAUACAGAUUGUUGAUUUAGGUCCUUGUUUAUAUCGGUCAAUAAGUGCCUCAGAUUACCUAGCUACUUGUUGGCUAAAUUAUCCUAGUUAGCUUAUAAACUAAGCUAAAUCGUUAGCUAUUUAGCAUUAGCCAGCUUUCUAUCGUUGGCUAAAUAGCAACGCUAAUAACAGGUUGUGUGUAGGUGACAGCUCGACUGCCUUUAAUUCCGGACAACCAGACUGAAGAAGAAUAAAGGGGGAUGGUGCAGCCCCAACCUGAUGGCCCAAUGCAGUGGGACAUGACCGGAGAGGAGAGCGCAGGGGCCCUCAGGGUUCCCCCAGAGUUGGCAGCCAAUGAAGUAGUAACCAGGUUGCUGGGUGAUAACCAGCAGCUUAGAGAGGCCUUGAGGCGGAGCAACCUAGCCUUGCGUCAGCGCUGUGAGGAGAUGGAGGGAUGGCAGCGCAGGACAAGAGAGGAAAGAGAAUUUCUUAGCUGCCGUUUCCAGGAGGCCAGGGCCCUGGUGGAGAGGCUGGCCCAGGAGAACCACUCUUUGCAGGGCUUGGUGAGCGGACCAGCCUCCUCCUCUAACCACUGCUGCAGCUCCAGCCAGACUGAAGACCUGCAUGGGCGCACAGCGAGGAACGGACCCCUGGAUGGACCACAGGUUGGACCACAGACUUUAGAUCAACGGGAGAGGAAGAGAGUGGAAGAGACGGAUCAACACACACAGACCACGCCACCUCGCAGCUUGGAUGAUGCAAGUGUACAUAGCUCCUUGAGUAGUGCCCCCCCCUCUCCCCCCAUCUCAAUUUCAGAGGUAUGGGGGGAGACUAUGGGCAGGGAGACUGGCCAGCCUGUUGAAGGUGCAAACGAUUUCCUCCAGCUGCUGAAGAGCCACAAAGAAAAACUUGAGGAGGGGAUGAGAGAGCUUAGGAGGAAGAAUGAAGAGCUUGAGAGGGAGAGGGAGGAAGGAGAGAAGGAGAGAGAGAGAAUGCGGCGCUGCAUUGACCAGCUACGAGGCAAACUGGUCCAGGCACAGGCAAGCAGUGUUACUGAGGAGGUUGUUCAACAUCGCUCUGAGGCACAGCACUCGUCUGACUGCUCUAGCCUGGCUAAACUCACAGAGCAGCUUCAGGCCACACAGGGCAGGUAUCGUGAGUUGGAGGAGAAGCUUGAUUACCUGCAGAAGAGUUCAGCUCAGCGGGACAGAACUGAAGCUCUCCUCAAACAGAAGGACAAGGACUGUGCGCAGCUGGCUAAAGACUGCGAGGCUCUUAAAGCUCAAGCAACUUCCCUAUUAGGAGAACUGAAUGAGCGACAGAGCUCCCUGGAAAAAAGUGAGCAUGAACGCAAAAUGUUGGAAGAAAAGCUAUGCAGUAAGCUGAAGGCCCUGCAGGUGGCAGAGCGUGAGCUGGAGCAGCAGAGGAAGCAGCAUCAUGUGGCCAUGGACAAGCUGCUGCUGCAGACCCAGAGCCUGGAGCAGGCUCUGAAGACAGAGAGACAUGUCGUCACAGAGGAGAAAAAGAAAUUGACACAACUGCAGCAUGCCUACACAUGUCUGUUUAGAGACUAUGAUUCUAAACUGAAGACUGAGGGAGGAGAUCUGUGCAGCAGACUAGAGGAGGCAGAGAGAGCACUGGCACUGAAGCAGGAUCUGAUAGAUAAACUGAAGGAGGAGGUGGAGCAACAGAAAGGUUCACUAGAGACUGUUCCUGUCCUCACUGCACAGGCUGAGAUCUACAAGGGAGAUUUCCUAGCAGAGCGAGAAGCGAGAGAGAAGCUGAACCAGAAGAAAGAGGAGCUGCAGGAUCAGCUGACUCAGGCCCUGGCUGAGAUUGACAGGCUCAAAGAAGAAGCCACAUCACGUGCACGUAUGGAGCAAAUGAAGCUGAGACACCUGGAAGACUUUCCAGCACGGGCACCACGCAUUCCACCUCCACAAGGUGCGUUCCCUGGCGCAGCUUUCAACACAGCCCCCCCUGCCACCUCGUUCCGCAAUCAAGGUUUGGUACCUGUCGGUGAUCAAGGGGCAGCCGGAGCUGAGGAGCUGCCAGAUUUAUGUUGUCCUAAGUGCCAAUAUCAGGCUCCAGAUAUGGAUACACUGCAGAUACAUGUCAUGGACUGUAUACAGUAAUAUGAGCACACCAUGACACAUACACCUAUAUAUAUAUAUAUAUAUAUAUAUAUAUAUAUAUAUAUAUAUAUAUAUAUA
Molecule: messenger RNA, 2330 nt
Organism: Acanthopagrus latus (yellowfin seabream)
Lineage: Eukaryota; Metazoa; Chordata; Actinopteri; Spariformes; Sparidae
Gene: ikbkg
Product: inhibitor of nuclear factor kappa B kinase regulatory subunit gamma
Exons: 16
Coding region: 378-2252 (624 amino acids)
Biological process (GO): positive regulation of canonical NF-kappaB signal transduction
Cellular component (GO): cytoplasm; IkappaB kinase complex; nucleus
Molecular function (GO): K63-linked polyubiquitin modification-dependent protein binding
Source: RefSeq, a predicted model, not a curated record